AUGAACACUUUAGCUCCUCAACAAGAUAGUUCAAAGUCAAAGCGCCCACGACUUAAUCCUGAACAAAUGGAAGUAUGUCAUUUGGUAAGAGAUCCAGGAAUUCGACCAAUGAUUUGGAAGUUUCAUCCAAGUAAAAGAGAUGAAAUUCGUCGAGCUUAUCUUAAAGCUGGACCAAAUCAACCAAUACUUGAUAAGUAUCCAUUCUCAAGCGAUACAAGUCAUCGUCGUCGUUUUCAAGCUUCUUGGUUUGAAUUAUAUCCUUCAUGGUUAGAGUAUUCUAUUGAAGAUGAUGCUGUAUAUUGUUUACCAUGCUACCUAUUUGCUAUGGAAUCUUCAAUCAAUACAGAUUCAAAUGCUUUCAUUGAAAACGGCUUCAGAAAUUGGAAGAAGGUAAAUAGUGGAAAAGAUUGUCCUCUUUUGAAUCACAUUGGCAAAGGCCCCAAUUCGUUCCAUCAUAGGGCAACGAAAUCAUGUGAUGAUUUGAUGAAGCAAUCACAACACGUUGAUACAAUUAUGAAACGACAAACAUCAGAGGAAAUUAAAAAUAAUCGACGUAGACUUGGAGCAUCUAUUGAUUGUAUUAGAUGGUUGACUUUUCAAGGUUGCGCUUAUAGAGGCCAUGAUGAAAGCUCGAGUUCAGAUAAUCGAGGUAACUUUAUUGAAUUGUUAAAGUUUUUGGAUUCUUACAAUAGUAGUGUUCAGAAUCUUGUUUUGAAAAAUGCUCCUAGAUUUGCUAAAUAUACUUCAAGUGAUGUUCAGAAAGAAAUUCUACAUGUUCUUGCUACAAUGCUCGUGAUGAAUCUAAAAAAAGAGCAAAUGACUAUUGUUUUGAGAUUUGUUGAUGUGGAUGGUUUUGUUCGUGACCGCUUCUUUGAUCUUGUACAUGUUAGUGAUACUAGUGCAUUAACUUUGAAAAAAGAGUUGGUGUCUGUGCUUUCUAUUUAUAAUCUCCAAAUUGAAAAUAUUCGAGGUCAAGGAUUGCAGUUAGCACUAGUGGCUGCUUCAAGGGAAGUACUUCAAAUUCCUGAGUUUUUCACACAAUUGACUGCUAUUGUCAAUAUUGUUAGUGCAUCUUGCAAACGACAUGAUCAACUACAAGAAGCUCAAGAAAUUGAAAAUGCAAAAUUGGUUGUCAAUGAUGAGCUAAAAACAGGUCAAGGUGCAAAUCAAAUGGGCACUUUACAAAGAGCUGGAGAUACAAGAUGGAGUUCUCACUUUCAUUUUGUUUGUAGCUUGAUAAGAAUGUUUGCAGCUACUCAAACCGUUCUUAAUAACAUUAUUGAUGAUGGUACAACUUUUGUUCAAAGAGCAAUUGACUCUCAAAUUCAAGAGUUAAAUAGUAGAUUCAAUGAAGAAACCAUGGAGCUUUUGACUUUAAGUACUGCUUUGGACCCUAAAGACAAUUUUAAGUUGUUUAAUAUUCAGAAUAUAUGCAAGUUAGCUGAAAAUUUUUAUCCUUCAAAUUUUUCUGAUCAUGAAAUGAUUCUCUUGAAUGCUCAAUUGCAACAUUAUGCAUUUAAUAUACCGAAUCAUCUAAAAGAUAUUGGGACACUUUCUGAGUUAUGUCAAAGAUCGAAGAAAACAGAAAAAUCAAGAACUUAUCAUUUAGUUGAUAGACUGAUUCGCAAUGUCUUGACUCUUCUAGUAUCUACAGCAACAACAGAAAGAGCUUUCUCGGCAAUAAAAAUUGUUAAAACAAGACUUCGGAGUAAAAUGGCAGACGAAUUUCUUGUAGAUAAUUUAGUCAUUUACAUUGAGAAAGAAAUUGCAGCUACUUUCAGUACAGAUUCAAUAAUAGAUGACUUUGAAUCAAGAAAAAAACGUCGAGCUCAAUUGUCUAUGUAA
This is a messenger RNA of Arachis stenosperma, 1845 nucleotides long. RefSeq lists its product as uncharacterized. The transcript is spliced from 4 exons. The record is from RefSeq and is a predicted model, not a curated record. Gene Ontology annotation, molecular function: protein dimerization activity. Lineage: Eukaryota; Viridiplantae; Streptophyta; Magnoliopsida; Fabales; Fabaceae. Bases 1 to 1845 code for a protein of 614 amino acids.